CUACCACUAGUGCGGAGGAAUACCUCAUCCAGCAAUCGAUGUGCGACGAUCCCUUCAGAGCCGAAGCAUGGCUGAUCACGGCCAAGACGCUCUUCCCAAAUAGUUUCGCGAUCCAGUUCGCCAUGUACGACAUGUACAAAGGAACCCAUCGGAGCUCCGACGCCGCACGUGAGCUGGCAAAUUUGAUGUCGACUUUCCCGAGCGAACAAGGACUCGCCUCAGAGAUGAAAUCCAUAGCGGGCGCCAUACAGGACAGCACGACGGUCAUCGAUUCUUCGCGCCAGCUUGUUGCUAUAUUCAAACACAUGACUCCCGCCGUCCAAUACGAUCUCCUACUCUCAGUUUGCGAUAAUGCCAUCGACAUAACUGAACGAUGUCGUUUUCUGUUGCUCGUAAUGCGGAGAUUUCCAGAGAGCACCGCGAAACUCGGCCCCCCGCUCAUUGAAGAAUUACUAAGCAAUCAGAAUGAGUCUCAGAUCCCCGUGAGCAUCCACAGGAAGCUCCUUGUCUGCGAUGUGUUGCCUCUGAUUUUACCGCGACUGCAACUCCCGGCGAAACUCGUCGUGGAGCUGUUAGAGCAUUCCCUAGUCUUCUACGUGCGCUACAUGAGCUCCAGCGAUAAAUAUCUAGACUUGCCCAUGGAGCCGAAAGAACUCUGGGAUCGUCUGUUUAACCUGACGCGUCUAAUCGCACAAAAACUGGAUUGGAACCUCGCCGAUCUGCUCGAGACUACUAACAUUUCGGACAGUCAACUGUCUCGAUUGAAGAGCUUCGGGGUUCCUCGAUCUAGCAUCGGUAUCGUCGACCUAUCGAAAUCGAGAGUCGUUGCCGAUGACGAGAUCCAAAGGUUCUACAUCACUUUGGUCCUAUUCCUGCGCUCUGUACAUUUUUACGGUCGCUUCACGUCCGUAAUGGACGAUCUUCCCGGAUGUGUGCUUACAGACUUUCGGGAAACGCAUCCUCAGGUACCAAAGAAGAAGAAAAUCGAUCGGGGCUCUAAUCAGCUCUCGGCUAGCAAGCACUUAUCGGGGAACAUAGCUUUUUCUUUGAUCAAUCACUUCCAGACCGCGGUGAAGACUUGGAGUUUACUCAUAAACUACAAGGAAGACUUCGACCGACUGUCGGAAACUGUUGGUUUGCCGGAAUGGCCGUUCUCGAAAAUAUUCUUCAUCGACUCUAAGAUUUAUCAUGGUCAACAUGACGAGGCCAUUCGAAUGCAGUGCAAUCUCAUGGUGACGGCAAAAACGGGGCUCCACGAACGUCUCACGGCGAAUGUCCGUUUGGCAAGCUGUUUCUUCGCGACCGGUGAUCGGCAGAACGCGCUAGCUCGGGUUCUCGAAGUAAUCACGGAUCUGCCGGAGACCGCUCCUGAAUCGGGUGAAAGCACUGGCGGGUCGACACUGUCCAGUGCUCGGAAUUUUUGCGCGCGGGUCCCCGAAUCAAACCAGUUAUGCUUCAUUCUCUGUUCUCGAGUCGAAAUUCUGCGAUUUUGUGUUCGUCUGAUAAUGCUUUGUCUCAAGGAUCGUAUCGCCGAUCAGAGAGACGAUUCGGCGAUGGGACAUCUAAUCGUACUCUGUCAGUCCGAAUGGCCUACGUAUGAGACUCAGUUCCAUCAACUGAUUGAGAACAUCCGUAAAGUGAAAGCGUUUUCCUAUCCUCUUUUCAUGACGUACAUCGUUCUCCCUGAUAUUCUCGAGGAAUUCGCUUACUUGGCAACUCAACCCAGCCUUGAGCUGGAGAAUAGUCGCUUGCAGCUUGAUCUCUUGCCACCAGCACCGGGUUUGGGAGCAAGGUCACGAACGGUCACGAGGGGAGUCAACAGGGGGGCGAAGGAAGACUUACGAUUGGCCAUGGAGAAGCAGAUGGCUCGUUCUGAAGAGGACGUCGAUCAGAUCAUCGUAUCGUUUCUCUUGAAUGAGGGGAAACUCAUCUUGGGAAAAUGAGGCUUUGAAUACUGGAAUCCUAGUCGGUCAUCACGAGACUAGACACGAUGGCUAUCGCGUGUUUCGAGAUUUAGGAGGUUGGGUGUUAUUGGUCAGCGAAUAAAUGUUCACGACGACUAGAGUAAACCUGUGUAUUGCUGCAUUCUGGCCGCCUGCUUGCCCAAGACUCCCUCGAUUACGGCGAAUCGACAGUGUUUCGAAUGGAUGAAUAGGGAUAACGGAUGGAGCUAGCUGCCUUACUGAGCUUCAACAGUUGUUGAAAUAUUGUUAUUUUCUUUAUU
Messenger RNA from Galendromus occidentalis (western predatory mite), 2224 nucleotides. Its product is annotated as integrator complex subunit 10. The record is from RefSeq and is a predicted model, not a curated record. Lineage: Eukaryota; Metazoa; Arthropoda; Arachnida; Mesostigmata; Phytoseiidae. The transcript has 2 exons. Gene Ontology annotation, cellular component: integrator complex. The coding region runs from base 39 to 1943 and encodes 634 amino acids. Gene Ontology annotation, biological process: snRNA processing.